This is a messenger RNA of Peronospora belbahrii, 2802 nucleotides long. The record is from the annotation of a GenBank genome assembly. Lineage: Eukaryota; Oomycota; Peronosporomycetes; Peronosporales; Peronosporaceae.
AUGACAUUUGUGCGUCCACAUAAUGUCGGCAUUCUGGCCAUGGAAGUGCAUUUUCCAUGCGAUUAUGUAUUACAAGAGGAAUUAGAGAUAUUUGAUGGUGUUAGUAGUGGUAAAUACACACUAGGACUUGGACAAAUAGCUAUGGCUGUACCUGGUGAUCGUGAAGAUGUAAAUGCAUUGGCGUUAACGGCCGUUUCAAGGCUUUUAAGUAAAUUUCAAGUAUCUACAGAUGAAAUUGGACGUCUAGAAGUUGGUACAGAGACGUUAGUGGAUAAGAGCAAGUCGACGAAGACGGUCCUUAUGCAGUUAUUUGGAGAUAAGGACACAGACGUGGAUGGAGCUACCGUCAUAAAUGCCUGUUAUGGUGGCACGGCAGCGCUGUUAAAUGCAAUUGCAUGGGUGGAGAGCUCUUUCUGGGAUAGACGAUAUGCUGUUGUAGUUGCUACAGACAUUGCAGUGUAUCCAAAGGGUCCAGCACGUCCUACUGGAGGAUGUGGAGCUGUGGCGAUGCUUAUUGGACCAGAUGCUCCGAUGGUGUUGGAUUGCAAAACCAAAGCCACUCAUGCAGACAACGUCUGGGACUUUUAUAAACCCAAUGUGAACAGCGAGUACCCGACAGUAGACGGCAAGCUGUCGAAUUUGUGCUAUUUGCAUGCGUUGGAUGAAUGCUAUCAGCUUUUCUGCAAGAAAAGUGAAAUGGCUGCACAAAAGAACGGAACUGAACUUGGGUUGAAGUCUAUUGAUUACGCAGUGUUUCACUCGCCGUACAACAAAUUGGUGCAAAAAUCUUUUGCUCGUUUGCUUUUUCUAGACUUGAGACGUUUGCUACGUCGUGGUGAUGAAGUUGCUGAAAAGAAAUUUGCAUUGUUGAAGAAAUGGAAAGACACGCCACUGAGUGAGACACUGAACGACCGUGAGCUCGAAAUGGCCGCUCGGGAUGUUGCAAAGGCAGAUUUUGACAUCAAAGUAUCACCGAGCUGCACGACUUCUCAGCAGCUGGGCAACUCCUAUACGGCCGCAGUAUACAUGAACCUGGCAACAUUGGUUCACGCGCGUGCCAAGGAUCUUGCACUUGGUGCUCGGGUGCUUAUGUUUUCCUACGGCUCUGGAAGCCUUGCUACCAUGUACAUGCUCCACACGCGUGAGCCGACAGAGUCGGCUAAGGGAAAGUUUUCACUGGGAAAGAUCGCCAAGUCCCUGGACCUUACUUUUCGUCUUGAGCGUCGCAACAAGAAGACCCCAGAGCAGUACGCAGCGCGUAUGAAACUGCGUCAGUGCACGUUUGGCGCUAAGAAAGAGUUGAAGCUCACGCAGUCGAUUGCUUCCAUUCCUGAAGGAGACUUUUACCUCGACCGGAUUGACGACGUCGGCCGCCGAUACUACGCUCGUUCAAAGCCGCAAGUUAUUGUGGAGGGUGACGAGCAGGCACACCGUCGCAUGAUCAAGACAACGCAAGAACUUGCUGGCGCCGUGUAUGUGACUGGUACAAGUGUUGGUCUGCCAGGUCAGACCAAGGUAUUCGAGGGCAAAAAGUCGGUCGAGAAGCUUUUAAAUGGUGACAAUUGUAUCCACAUACUCACCGAUGCGGACAAGGACAGGAUGGUAGCUCAAAACAUCGUGCAUAUCAGCAAGGAUUAUACCACCGGUAAUGUGACUCGCUCUUCAGUUUCCACUCGCGAUAAGUGCAUUCAAGUGUCUGCUGUUGCGAGCCACGUGGAUCUCGAAAAGGACUACGGUGUAGCCACAACGAUUGCGCGCUCAAUGGACGAACCUACACAGCUGGCUGUGGCUGCUGGUCUUGAAGCUGUUCGCAAUGCUGGCCUCGUGGACGGAAUUGAUGCCAACUGGAGGUUGUCUGAGAACAUGCGUGACUCCACUGGUGUGAUUUACGCAACAUCGUUCCCUACCAUGAAUGCGGCGGUAUCAGAAACGUCUCGUUACUACGAAGAAGGCAGUCAAGAAAGCGCGUCUACCUAUCAAAUGGAUCGCAAAAUUCUCUUUCGGCUGCUUAUACUAGCAAACGCACAACUCGCUCAACUUAUUGGAGCCCGUGGACCUAACACACAGAUCAAUGCGGCAUGCGCAGGCACAACACAAGCCAUUGGUAUGGCUCAGGAUUGGAUUAAUAACGGCAAAUGCCAGCGGGUCAUUGUGGUGUCUAGCGACACUGCUAGCUCAAAGACCAUGAUGCCUUUGAUUGGUGGUGGUUUUCAUGCACUCGGUGCUGCGUGCAUCGCCCCGACCGCAAAUGAUGCGGCGCGACCAUUUGACGUAAAGCGUAGCGGUAUGAUUGUCGGUAGCGGAGCGAUCGGGUUGGUUUUUGAGUCCUCUCUGGCAUUAGUGGAACGUCCAGUGGCUGGUCCUUCCGAUAAGAAGAGCGUGCGUCUACUUGCCUCUCAAUUCAGCAACUCGGCCUAUCACGGUGCUGCACUGGAGCCGAAUCACGUCGGUCAGGAGCUCGUGCGUUUCUUGGAUAGCGUAGAGAGAGACUUCAAUAUCACUCAAGUAACGGCGUUGCGCACAGCUUUCGGCUCAGAGCUGCUUGCUCAGCUAAUGAUAACAAACACGAAGGGAAUUACAGGACACCCUAUGGCCGUGGCGUUUGAGGACGUGGCAGCCAUCGAGGGUCUGCGCAACGGAUGCGUACCACCCGUGGUGCACUUUGAGGCUCAUGAUCCCAACCUAGGCGAGACUCCUCUUCGCCUUGCCCCGGGAGGUGUUUACGCCCACAAGUAUGCGUUGCGCUUUGCUGCAGGCUUCGGGUCUCAGCUUGCGUUUUCUCUUUACACGCUCGAAUAUUGA